UCGUCACAAGGAACACCUACCAACCUCAACGUGAAAUCACCUGGUGAUGAUCAGCGACCCCAACAAGUUAAUAACAUCCAAAAUCAGAUCAACAACUGGGGCCUAGGGAACGAUGAUCGUAAAAUGUUGAUGGAGAUGAAAUACAAGAUCGACUCUUUGCAUAAAAAAUCGACAUCUAGAGGUAAUUCGAGGUUUAUCCGUGUUUCUAUUCUUGAGAAGUUACUUUUUGUAACGGCCUAGGAAUUUCGCGAAUUGAAGUCAUGGUAUGAAAGCACAGGGAAAUUUAUCCUUAUAGUGGUAACGAUAUUUUAAGGGUGUUGAAAGGGCCGUUUUAAUCAAAACUUCAUUCAUACGAUAGGAAGACUCGUCGAUUUUGCUCUCUUCAGAAGUAAGACAAAUUGGGUGCCAUUUUGCAGUGAAAGGUACAUACCUGUAUACGAAAAAGGGUGGGGUAUCUAUUCUCGGCUGUAAACAUGAUGAAAGAAAGGGGGAAUGAGUUGGACCUCUAAGCGGAGCCUCUCCAGGUAAAUCUUUGCUGAGCACUCCCCCGAGUUUUUUCAAUGAGACGUGAUGUGUUUAAUCAAGGAUUCUCUUAAAAACUUGCCAAACUAUGUCUCGUAAACUUGUAAAGCAAAAUGUGUCUAACUGAAUUCCUUUUUUUAACAGUUUGCCCUGAAGACGGUUGGGUUAGUUUUGCCAAUAACAGCUAUCUCAUUAUUGACAUCCCAACCUUAAAUUGCUCUCAUGCUCGAAGAAUGUGCCAGAUGCUCGGAGGAGAUCUCGCUAUAAUCAGAUCUGCAGCUGAAAAUGCCUUUAUAUUCACACUGGUAACAAAACAGUCAACAGUCCAGGAGUGGGGGGUCUGGCUGGGAUUCGUACGCAAAGCCGACAAUAAGUUUUAUUGGAUUGAUGGCACUGCAAUGGCAAAUGGUUACACGGCUUGGGGUAGGGGCGAGCCGAACAACGUGGGGGAAAAGUGUGGAAACAUGUUCGGUAAAGGAGGUCGGGCAGGAAAGUGGAACGACAUACCAUGCUCUGUUGUUCCAGACAAACUGAAGUAUACCCCAGUUAUACUUUGCAAGAAAAAAGCAAACUAA
Messenger RNA from Porites lobata, 1097 nucleotides. The record is from the annotation of a GenBank genome assembly. Lineage: Eukaryota; Metazoa; Cnidaria; Anthozoa; Scleractinia; Poritidae.